Messenger RNA from Anopheles funestus (African malaria mosquito), 4056 nucleotides. Its product is annotated as collagen alpha-1(I) chain-like. The transcript is spliced from 2 exons. The coding region runs from base 903 to 3563 and encodes 886 amino acids. Lineage: Eukaryota; Metazoa; Arthropoda; Insecta; Diptera; Culicidae. The record is from RefSeq and is a predicted model, not a curated record.
GUGGUGCUUAAUCGAAGCUGUCAAUCAGCAAAUCACCAACAUUACCAAGGGCCAACACAAAAAAGGCAGCAGCAGCAGUAGCAGCAUCAAUAAUAGAAACCUACCCUCAGCCGAAAUCCGCAGGUUCGCACCACGGGAUAUUCCGAUUUCGUUGCGUCGAACGAACGUGCCCUAGCGGCACACCACCGCUUCGUGGCCAACCUUCGCACGACCAAAAGCCACACAGCACCACACAACGCAGUGGUUCACGGUAGGAAAAGGCGUGCAAGGGGGUAGUGGCAAACAGUGAAGUGCGCGCGCGGUACCCGGACCACCGUACGAUAGGCUUCUGAGUGUGGCUGGUUCCGGUCGUUUUUCGUCCCGAUCGUCAGCAGACCGCCGUACGUUCCGUGCGUUGUGAAACUCACAAUCCGUAGUGCAGUGUGGAGUUGGUAACGCGAUAGCGCCAAAGUGUCGGUUGUUGUGUAGAAGAAGUUGUUUACCUUCGCCACACAACGCACAAGCCCGCGCCGUUCUGGAGAAGAAAAAAGUCGGUGCGUGUGUAUGUGGAUCGCGUGGGUUUAGUGUUUAUUGUUCCGUUCGCAUCCAGACGCGUUCCCGUAGAGUGCCAAAACGAGCAGUGAUUCCCCGUGGUUUGCUUUAUUUUGAAUAAGAGUGCUGUGAUUGCAAUAUCUGUCAUCCGGAGUUUUGCGGGCAGCUGGUAGGUGCUUGUGGUGAAACCCUUUUGCAGUAUGGUGCGGUGAAGGUGCAUUGAUUCGCAAAAGAAUACCAUUGAGCGAGGACUUGCGCGACCGUGCAGACGGGCCACAGCGAUAAUUGGUGGCUUAUUGAGUUUGACCACCACACAUUAGGUUUCUCGCCGUGCCCUCAGAUGGUCAUACCCUGAGUGCCGGGGGAGUGGAAUGCUGUACGAUUAUCAACCGCAGUCUUAUCAGCAGCAGCAGCACCUGCCGCAAAGGGGACGCGGGGGAAGAGGUGGAAGAGGAGGUGGUGUAAGACUUGGUACAGGAACCUCAGCCGUGAUGCCGAAGAAGGAUUCCAAAUCCGAUGAAGGCGGCCGCAAGAACAAGAUGAGUCAGGCGGCUGCGGCCAAGCUGGAGCAACAGCAGCAGCAGCAGCAACAGCAGCAACAGCAGCAGCAACAACAACAGGACGACGGAACGGGCAUGAAAGGCGGUGGUCCCGGCACGGGCCGACCCGGUUCGGUUGGACCGGGAGGAAUGAAACCGUCGGACGCAUGCAGUAUUAACGCAGGCGGUGGUCCCGGACCAAACAGCGGUGUAAUGGAUGCCCUGGGUAAAGCUGGAGGUCCGGUAAUGGGCGGCGGUGGACUGGACGGUGUCGGUGGUCAUCCGAUGGAUGGCAAAAUGAACCCCGGUCUGGCUGGUAUGAUGGCGGGCAACAAACCGUCCAACAAGCUGGAAUACACGCAGCAACAAAGCCAGAUCUUCGUGUUUUCGACGGCGCUCGCGAAUAAGGGUGCCGAAGCGGUACUGAGCGGCCAGUUCAAUUCGAUCAUUGCAUAUCACUGUGCACAGAUGCAGAAACAGAACCGACUCGGUGGCCCAGGACCGGACGAAAUGAGUGGGAACAAUGUGGGACCGGGUGCGAUGUCUCCCUGGAUGGAUCACGGGCACGGGCACGGUUCGCCGGAUCACCAUCCGAUGGGACCGCGCGGCAUGGGUGGCCCGGGCGGACCACCGGACGGUAUGAAAAAGUCAGCCACAAUUCAUCAUACAGCCAAUGCGUCCUGCCUGGAAAAUGACGGUUCGCUACCAAUGUUUGGCGGUGGCGGGGGUCCCGAUGGACACAUGCCGCCCCAUAUGCGCAUGGGACCAGGCGGUGGUCCGCUCGAUCCAUCGAUGGUGAUGGGGAAAAAGUCGGCCACCAUUCACCACACACCGAACGCUUGCAUGGAUCAGGACGGUAGCGGAUUACCGAUGUACCCGACGGACACGGGACACGGUGGGCCACACAUGCGCAUGAACCCGGACGGAAUGUCCAAACCGUCGACGAUCCAUCAUACGCCCAGCUCGUGCAUGGAGGGUGACGGUGGCGGCGACCCGACCGUAGGAGGCCAUCCGGGCGUGAAGAUGGAAAACCCGUCACCGGUCGGGUCACACAUUUCGCCGAGCGGUGGCGGAGGAGUGCCCGGCGGUGGCCCGGGUGGCGGCCAUGGAGGCGGUGGACCCGGUAUGGGUCCGGGUGGAGCGGGCGGUGGUGGCCCCGGUGGUCCCGGUGGUAGCCACUCGAGCUCGACGAUUAUCGACCAGAUGAACUCGCUGGUAGCGUCACUACCACUGAUGAAGGGUGGUAAUGUGCUGUCGCAAUCGCGUGGCCAUCCCCAGCCAUCGCUGCAGGGCGUAAAAGUGCCGGACGAGAAUUUGACGCCCCAGCAGCGGCAACACCGGGAGCAGCAGCUCGCCACGUUACGCCAGAUGCAGAAGAUGUUCUUUCCCGAGCAACGCGGGAUGGGUAUGGAUCCGCACGGUAUGGGCAUGAGGCCACAGUUUCGGGGGCCCGCUGCCGGUAUGCCACCGGACUUCGGUGGACCACCGAAUCGGCCGUUAAAUCCUGCCUUCAUGAACACUCCCCUCGGCAGUGGCGGAGGUGUGGGUGGUCCGGGAAUGGGUGGUCCGGUGGACGGUGGACCUGGCCCAGGACCGGGCCCCGGUCCCGGUAUGAUUAACGAGCAGAUACCGCCGAUGCAAUACAACAAACCGAACAUGAUGAACCCGGGCAUGUAUGGUGGUGGCGGUAUGGGAGGCGGCGGUCACGGAGGAGGUGGACCGAUGGGCGGUCCGAUGGGUGGCCCGAUGGGAGGUCCCGGUGGACCGAUGGGUGGCCCGAUGGGUGGCCCCAUGGGUGGACCUGGCGGUGGUGGCCCAAUGAAUCGCAUGUACAAAGCAGACCCUGACCCAAUCUUUCCACCCAUGACGGAGAUGGGUGGUUAUGGUGGUGGUGGAGGUGGCGGUGGCGGCGGUGUAAUGAAUAAUCAUGGUCCCGGUAUGUUUAAUCCCAGCAUGCAGCAACGAAUGGGUAUGCCACCGGGUGGUGGCGGACCCGGUGGUGGUGGUCCGAUGGGUGGUGGCCCCGGUGGACACAUGGGCAUGGGUGGACCGAAGAUGGGCCCGGAUCCGUCAAUGCUCGGUGGUCCCGGUGGUCCCAUUCCACAGUCCCCACUGAUGGACGAUGACCUCAGUAAGGGUUCGAUGCAACAGCAGCAGCAGCAAAUGAUGCUUCCCGCAAAUCCACCUCUUCCGCAGCAACCGGGCACACCGACGGGUGGCGUCGGCAGUAACGGUGGCCCCAUGUCAGUCGGCAUGAAUCCGGGCCUGAAUCCCAACGGCGCCAACGGUACGGUAAACAAUAAUGGCAAAACGAAAGAACCUUCCGUUUCGCCAGAACAGCAACAACAGCAAGGUGGCCCUGGCUCGAACCAGCAACAGCAGCAGCAAGGACCCGGCAGUCAACAGGGCCCAUUGACACCGCAAACGCCCCAGGGUGGACAGCAAACACCCGGACAACCACUCACCCCACAGACAUCGAUGGCCGGUUCGUAGAGCCCGUCCAGCCACCCAAAAUCCCUUCAUAGAAUCUGGAAUGAUUGUUUCAUCUUGUUUAGUUGUGUGUGUGUGCAUGAAUGAAAGAUAAAGAAAGUAGAGUGAGAGAGAACGUUGAAGGAAGGAAGAUGUAUUAAUGGCAAAGGAAUCGAACGUAUUGAAAAACGUUUUGUCCUUGUUGGGACACAUCUUUUUUUUAGUUUUUUGUUUAAAAAAGAACAAGUAUACACACAUACACACACACACAUUGUCCCACACAUUAUACACACACACACAUACAUGAGCAACAAAUCUGCCUUAUCACUACCGAUGAAUACGAGCAAAGCAAAGAAGAAGAAAAAAGAAGGAUAAUACGAAAAAAAACCUGCAAACAAAAAAGGGAUACGAAAAGUAAAACUAUACAAAAUAGGACACGAUUGAAAAGGAAGCAAAAAAAGCAUUUGAAAAAUAGAGAAAAAAUAGAUAAGGAAAGUGUAAAUGCGAAAAAAAAGAA